Aspergillus calidoustus is the source of this 579-nucleotide messenger RNA. NCBI's taxonomy places the organism in Eukaryota, Fungi, Ascomycota, Eurotiomycetes, Eurotiales, Aspergillaceae. The record is from the annotation of a GenBank genome assembly.
AUGGUAGGCAAGGACUGUGUCGCAAUCGCCUGUGAUCUUCGACUCGGCAUGCAAGCCCUGACCGUCUCCAACAACUUCCCCAAGAUCUUCAACUAUGCUCCUGGAACAUACCUCGGCCUGACGGGCCUGGCCACCGACGUCUCAACCGUCUCAGAUCUCUUCCGCUACAAAGUGAACAUGUACCGUCUCCGCGAAGAACGACACAUUGCUCCCCAAACGCUCGCCAACCUCGUCAGCUCAUCGCUCUACGAGAAACGCUUCGGCCCAUACUUUGUCAGCCCUGUGAUCGCGGGUAUCAACAACACAACAGGGAAGCCAUUCAUUUGCGGAUUCGACAGCAUCGGGUGUAUUGAUUUUGCGAAAGAUUUCAUUGUCAGCGGAACAGCGAGUGACCAGCUCUUUGGUACCUGUGAGGGUUUGUGGGAGCCGGAUCUGUCUCCCGAGGACCUGUUCGAAACCAUCUCCCAGGCACUGUUGAGCGCUGUCGACAGAGACGCUCUUUCCGGUUGGGGUGCCCAGGUGUACAUCAUAGAGAAGGACAAGGUGACUCAGCGGCUACUGAAGGGACGGCAAGACUAG